UGACCCCCUAUCUGGCCCACUGUAAAAUGAAAGUAGUCUACAGCACACCACUCUUAGUCUCACAGAGGACUGCAUGCAGGAAAAGACAUGAUCGUGUCAAGACUUCGACCCAGAUCCGUCGUUCCCCCAAAGCCUUCUAACCUCAAAUCCUUGGGGCCAAACAUCCCAAACCACUUCCAGACCAUAAACCAGAACAGACCAAACCCGAACCAGAACCAACCCCCAUCAGGGGAGAGGAGCCAGGAGAGGAAACAACAUCAACUACCGGAGGGGAAGGUGAAGAGGAUUGUGCGUAAGUUCAGCAGCCAGGAGAUGGGGCAGGCAGGACUAGAGACAAGAACAGGGGUAGAGGCUGGGGCAGAGACAGUGACUGGGGCAAAGCAGGGAGACGGUGGGGUGGUGGGGUGGACAAGUACAAGGACAGAGGCAGGACAGCAGGCAGACAGUAACAGAGGACAGACAAGGGCCCAGCAGGCCGACUAUGAUGCUAUAAUAACGAGCACUGUGGAACUCAGCCUCAUACCACCUCCAGUACCAUUGAGAAAGCCACGUUCUGGCCCUCACACACAACCUACAGCACAACCCACAGCACAGAGUGAUGCCGUGCCCCUGGGGCAGAAGACAGACAACCAUCUGGGCACCCUUCUCACACCUGGACAUGGACGAGGAAACAGAUCAGCUCCCGAUGGAAGUGAGGUGGAUGAAGCGCCUGUGUGUGUUACCAUUGAGAGCAGACAAACCACAGGCUCGGCAGACACCCCUAGUGGUCACCAUGGCAACAUGACACAGUGCCAGUGCAUCUGUCACCUGAGGAGAACUGGCAUGAAGUUAGUCUGGGUUCCUCUGGAGGAAGAGGAAGAUAACUAUGUAGAGGUGAUAGGGGAUGAAGAAAAAGAGAAACGAGGGAAUGAGCACCAGAAGAGAGUGGUGAAGGAGGGGAAGGAAGAGGAUGAAGAUGACUACAUAGAAGUGACAGGGGAUGAAGAGAAAGAAAAACGAGGGAAUCAGGACCAGAAGAGAGAGAGGAAGGAGGUGAAUGAAGAAAUGUUGGGAUCUUUCAGAGCAGAAGAGCGUGGGGGGAAAAGUCAGACAGGGUGCCAAACAGAGACAGCUGCUGUGUUCAGUGAGCACAGAGAGGUCAGAGUUCACAAGGUCAGCGAGAAUAACAGCCAGAGAUCCUUCCCUUCAAAACAUAACACAUCAUCCAACGCAGAAUCUUCCCUGGCCCUGAUGAUCUGCUCACAGCACAGCUCAUAUCAGCAUAGCACACGACAGCACAGCUCAAACACCAAGCACAGCUCACACCAGCACAGUUCACACACCAGACCCCAUCAAAACAAAACUGAGACAUAUGAUGAGGUUACAUAUGAGGCCAUGCCCAUGUCUGACAGAGAAGAACCACAUCCACUCCCACUCCCACGCCUAAUGAAACCUCCACUGAUGCACAAGACGCAGCAUCCCUCUCCUCCGAAGGAUAAUCUCCAGAGCAUGUCCACGUCCUCUCUCUCUGGCCUACUAACCUCAAUUUCAAAGUCAGACAUCCAGAAGAGUACCCCUUCCCCUCAGACUCCUCCCUCCAUCUCCCAUGGCAACCCCCAUCAGCCAAUCCUGCGACCUCUGCCUCCACUUCCUGUUUUACAUGAUCUCUGCCUUCUCCCCUGCCCCAUCAUGCCCCGCCCUCCUCAACUCAGACCUCAGAUUCCAAUGAAACCUCUUCCACCUAACCCUGAGCCCAGUGGCCCUAGCUGUCUCAGCCGACACUCAUCCACAGAUGCUGAUGUUAGGGAUGACUGGGUGACUGUAGACGGGGAGGACGUAGAGGAGCCACAGGAACAGGCAGAUAGUCCCAGGAGGAUCUCCUCAGACUGGGGACCUUUGAGGCUGGACGAACCUCUGUACCAGAUCUACCAGGCUAAGUCCAUCAAGGAGGCGAUCCAGCUCCAGAGCAUCAGCCGGAGUGCCAGCAGGGCCACCGUGGACCUCCAUAUGAGGCUCAGGGGCGGUGGGUCCUUAGGGGCCCCUAAGGGCCAGUUCUUCAGGGCCAGGAAUGGCCCCGCAGAGGUCACACUGUGGCAGGAGCUACCGGUGGUCAGAGACAGUGGGAUCCUGGAGAGACUCAGUCCAGAGGAGCUGCAGAGACAGGAGAGCAUGUUUGAAGUAUUGACAUCGGAAGCCUCGUACCUCCACUCACUGAACGUUCUCACUGAUCACUUCCUGAUGUGUCGGGACCUUGAUGACACACUGGUGAUCCAUGACAAGAAGACCCUCUUCUCCAACAUACUCCAUGUGUAUGAGGUCAGCCAGAGGUUCUUGAAGGAUCUUCUGAGUAGGAUCGAUGAGAACAUUCUGAUAACUGAUGUGUGUGACAUCAUCCACCAAUACGCCCUGUACGACUUCUCAGUCUACAUUGAUUACAUCCGUAACCAGGGUUACCAGGAGAGGGCCUACAGCUCCCUCGUGCAGACCAACAACCCAUUUGCGUUGGUGAUGCGGAGGCUGGAGGAGUCUCCUCUAUGUCGUCGUCUUCCCUUCUCCUCCUUUCUGCUCCUUCCUUUCCAGAGGAUCACACGCAUCAAGAUCCUUGUACAGAACAUCCUGAAGAGGACUAAAGAGGGCACUAGGGAGGAGAACACUGCCUCUAGAGCCCUGACCUCAGUGUCUGAGAUCAUCAAGGAGUCCAACACACAGGUGGGCCAGAUGAAGCAGAUGGAGGAACUCAUACAAGUCAAUAACACAUUGGAGUUCAACAAACUCAAGGCUGUUCCCAUUGUCUCGAAGGCUCGCUUCCUGGAGAAGAGAGGAGAGCUAUAUGAGCUAUCCAAAGGGGCCUCCCUCUUCAGUUCUCGUCUCAAACUCACCCCCAUCUACCUCUUCCUCUUCAAUGACCUACUCAUCAUCACAUGCAAAAAGAGCUCAGAGCGCUAUAUGGUGACAGACCACACCCACCGCUCCCUGGUGCAGGUCCAGCCCGCGGGGUUUGGGGUUGGAGCGGAGGGCCCUGGGCCCAAGUUGGAGCACUCCUUCUGUCUGCUACUGCUGGAGAACCACCGAGGCAUUGCCUGUGAACACCUGCUGAAGGCCCCCUCAGAGUCAGAUAUGCACCGGUGGAUGGCAGCAUUCCCUUCCUUAAAUGACCCAAACAGAAAGGAAGAGGUGGUUUAUGAGGACUGGGAUUGCCCCCAGGUGCAGUGUGUGAAACGAUACGUUGCCCAGCAGGCUGAUGAGCUCACCAUGGAGCCUGCUGACAUUAUCAACGUGCUAUGCAAGACCCAUGAGGGUUGGAAUAAGGGGAUGCGUCUGUCUGACGGAGAGAAGGGUUGGUUCCCUAGCAAAAGCGUGGUGGAGAUAACCAACGAGCAUCGGAGGAGACGGAACCUUCGGGAGCAGUACCGCAUCGCUCAAGCUGCAGCUAAAGUCACAAAGAACUGACUACCUGCAUAUUUGUAUGUGUGUCCCAAAUCACACACUAUUCCCCAUAUAGUGCACUAGUUUGGAGAAAUGUCCAAUGGGUCAAAAGUAGUGCACUAUAAAAAAAAAGGUAUUACAGUGCUAUUUGGGACAAAGCCUAUGUCAAACCAAGGAUUUCUCUAACCCUCCGUUUUCUUUUACCCAGAGCUUCAACCUCAGUGCAUCAUACAGUGGGGCAAAAAAGUAUUUAGUCAGCCACCAAUUGUGCAAGUUCUCCCACUUAAAAAGAUGAGGCCUGUAAUUUAUCAUAGGUACACUUCAACUAUGACAGACAAAAUGAGAAGUAAAAAAAUCCAGAAAAUCACAUUGUAGAAUUUAUUUGCAAAUUAUGGUGGAAAAUAAGUAUUUUGGUCAAUAACAAAAGUUUCUCAAUACUUUGUCAUUGCCAACAAAGGGUAUAUAACAGAGGUCAACUUUUUCUGUAAGUCUUCACAAGAUUCACACACUGUUGCUGGUAUUUUGGCCCAUUCCUCCAUGCAGAUCUCCUCUAGAGCAGUGAUGUUUUGGGGCCGUUGCUGGGCAACACAGACUUUCAACUCCCUCCAGAGAUUUUCUAUGGUGUUGAUCUGGAGACUGGCUAGGCCACUCCAGGACCUUGAAAUGCUUCUUACGAAGCCACUCCUUCGUUGCCCGGGCGGUGUGUUUGGGAUCAUGGUCAUGCUGAAAGACCCAGCCACGUUUCAUCUUCAAUGCCCUUGCUGAUGGGGGGUUUUCACUCAAUCUCACGAUACAUGGCCCCAUUCAUUCUUUCCUUUACACGGAUCAUCGUCCUGGUCCCACCCCCAUGCUUCACAGUAGGUAUGGUGUUCUUUGGAUGCAACUCAGCAUUCAACAUGGCCCCAAAGCCAAGCCUCUCGCUCCCACCAUCAUCACCCAGGGGCCCAGCAACAGCCCUUCAGAGGUGAGCUUCAUCCAUCUGAAUAGAACCCUCAACAUGACGAGUUGAGUUUAACCAAAAAGUUAUAUUUUGGUGUCAUAUGGUCAGAUGAAAUUCUCCCAGUCUUCUUCUGGAUCAUCCAAAUGCUCUCUAGCAAACUUCAGACGGGCCUGGACAUGUACUGGCUUAAGCAGGGGGACACGUCUGGCACUGCAGGAUUUGAGUCCCUGGUGGCGUAGUGUGUUAGUGAAUGUAGGCUUUGUUACUUCGGUCCCAGCUCUCUGCAGGUCAUUCACUAGGUCCUUCCGUGUGGUUCUAGGAUUUUUGCUCACCGUUCUUGUGAUCAUUUUGACCCCACAGGGUGAGAUCUUGCGUGGAGCCCCAGAUCGAGGGAUAUUAUCAGUGGUCUUGUAUGUCUUCCAUUUCCUAAUAAUUGCUCCCACAGUUGAUUUCUUCAAACCAAGCUGCUUACCUAUUGCAGAUUCAGUCUUCCCAGCCUGGUGCAGGUCUACAAUUUUGUUUCUGGUGUCCUUUGACAGCUCUUUGGUCUUGGCCAUAGUGGAGUUUGGAGUGUGACUGUUUGAGGUUGUGGACAGGUGUCUUUUAUACUGAUAACAAGUUCAAACAGGUGCCAUUAAUACAAGUAACGAGUGGAGGAUAGGAGGACAUUUAGAGGCCAGAAGAAGUUACAGAUCUGUGUGACCCAUAAACCUUGCUUGUAGGUGACCAAAUACUUAUUUUCCACCAUAAAUUGCAAAUAAAUUAAUUAAAAAUCCUACAAUGUGAUUUUCUGGAUUUUUUUUCCAUUUUGUCUGUCAUAGUUGAAGUGUACCUAUGAUAAAUUACAGGCCUCAUCUUUUUAAGUGGGAGAACUUGCACAAUUGGUGGCUGACUAAAUACUUUUUUGCCUCACUGUAUAUAUACACUUUUGUAGCUGUAUUGGUAAAACGAAUAAUGCUAUACUACUCUUACCUACAUCUGCUGCCAAAUGCUCCCCAUCGACUGUGAUUUACUGUAUUGAUGGAAAUCUUUCCUAGACAAAGAUCUAUCAAAAACAUUUUUAUAUGCCAAAUUAUUUUAUUAGACAGAUAUUACGUGCCAUGAUGUUGUAUAAGGCUGGGUUGUGACUGGCCAAAUCGGGGCCAGCCCAGUAUACAUCGAUAAUGCCAGGACCCCCUGGCAUCAUGGUGACCAAGUUUAUCAUUGGUACAGGUACACCUCAGAGGACAGGGGGCCUGCAAAUACAAUACCAUGCAACACACAAACAAGAUAAACAGUCACUAAAAUGUGUUAUCAUAGGUAGUUACCUUGAAGGCAUUGGAAAGAGGCAUCAAAGCUGUGUACAAUAGUAGUAGUAAUAAUUAUUGAAAGUUGUUGGAAGUCAACAUUAAAUAUGUUCCGAGGACAUAAAAAUAAAGUUGCUCAACAGUAAAUUA
Messenger RNA from Oncorhynchus keta (chum salmon), 5781 nucleotides. Its product is annotated as rho guanine nucleotide exchange factor 15-like. The record is from RefSeq and is a predicted model, not a curated record. The coding region runs from base 88 to 3429 and encodes 1113 amino acids. The transcript is spliced from 17 exons. NCBI's taxonomy places the organism in Eukaryota, Metazoa, Chordata, Actinopteri, Salmoniformes, Salmonidae. Gene Ontology annotation, molecular function: protein binding; guanyl-nucleotide exchange factor activity. Gene Ontology annotation, biological process: activation of GTPase activity.